Thunnus maccoyii (southern bluefin tuna) is the source of this 371-nucleotide messenger RNA. RefSeq names its product NADH:ubiquinone oxidoreductase subunit A1 (gene ndufa1). Lineage: Eukaryota; Metazoa; Chordata; Actinopteri; Scombriformes; Scombridae. The transcript has 3 exons. The coding region runs from base 100 to 312 and encodes 70 amino acids. The record is from RefSeq and is a predicted model, not a curated record.
UGUUAGCUCCUUAGCAAAAUAAACAGUCGGGGGAAGUGUUAGGGCGGCUUGGUUGUGAUCAGAGUUGCUCUUCGUCGCCUGACAGUUAAACUCUGAACCAUGUGGUAUGAAAUCCUGCCCGGCUUCGCCAUCAUGACCGUGUGUCUGAUCAUUCCCGGCGUCGCCACCGCGCAGAUCCACAAGUUCACCAACAACGGAAAGGAGAAGAGGAUCGCCCGGGUCCCGUGGCACUGGUACCUGAUGCAGAGAGACAAGCGGAUCUCAGGAACAGGACGGCACUUUGACUCCAAGGGACUUGAGAACAUCCACUGAUGACGAGGACAGAAGAGAAGAAGAAAGUUCUUUGUUGUACAUUAAAAGAUGAUAUUUAA